Molecule: messenger RNA, 501 nt
Organism: Lathyrus sativus (Indian pea)
Lineage: Eukaryota; Viridiplantae; Streptophyta; Magnoliopsida; Fabales; Fabaceae
Source: the annotation of a GenBank genome assembly
AUGGCUUUGGUCACCACUGCAGAAGUGUGUGAUGCAAACCCACAGUUAAUUUUAAGUGGGGAGCUUCGUGCCCUUCAGCCAAUUUUUCAGAUUUAUGGUCGAAGACAGGUCUUUUCCGGACCAAUAGUUACCUUAAAGGUGUUUGAAGACAAUGUCUUAGUUCGUGAGUUCCUUGAAGAGAAAGGCAAUGGAAGAGUGCUUGUUGUGGAUGGCGGUGCGAGUUUGCGCUGUGCAAUACUGGGAGGAAACCCUGUGGUGCAAGCACAGAACAAUGGAUGGGCAGGUAUUAUUGUGAAUGGAUGUAUAAGAGAUGUAGAUGAGAUCAAUGGUUGUGAUAUUGGCGUGAGAGCUCUUGGUUCUCAUCCCAUGAAAGCCAAUAAGAAAGGUAUGGGAGAAAAGCAUGUUCCCAUAACUAUUGCUGGGACAAGGAUUUCCGAUGGGGAAUGGCUUUAUGCAGACACAGAUGGAAUUCUGAUUACUCGAACGGAGCUUUCUGUUUGA